AUGCCUCUUCCCCCUCAAGCUGCCGAUAACAAGAUGCUCAAAUGUCCCAAGCGCAGCAACGCGACAAGUCUGACGGAUGUUAGGUGUGCGCCGCUCUUCGUCGGAGGUGGAAAAACCGAAACCGACUGUUUUGAAAACACUUCUGAUCAGGCACCGACCUCGCCGCCGCACGAAUGUUUACUUCACCACCGUGAGACAAAGGAAGCCAACCUGCAGCGGGUGACGAAAGGCGACGCGAAGGCCGGCAUCCAUCGCAUGGAGAUCGACCGGAUCCGCUUCGUGCUCAGCAGCUACCUGCGCUCCCGUCUGCAGAAGAUCGAGAAGUUCUUCCCGCACGUCCUGGAGAGAGAAAAGUCUCGAGGUGAGGGCGAUCCGUCGCUGCUGUCGCCCGAGGAGUUCGCCUUUGCCAAAGAGUACUACGCCAUGACGGAGACGUACCUGAAGGCUGUGGCGCUGAAGCGCAUGCCCCCCAACCUGCAGACAGUGGACAUGCUCAAAGCAGUGCCCGAGCCCUGCUUGGACUCCUUUGUGUUCCUGCGGGUGAAGGAGAGGCAGGAGAACAUCUUGGUGGAGCCUGAGACAGAUGAUCAGAGGGAGUAUGUCGUGGAUCUGGAAGAAGGCUCUCAGCAUCUGAUGCGGUAUCGAACUAUAGCUCCACUUGUUUCAAGUGGAGCCGUGCAAUUAAUAUGAACGCAAGAGAUCAGGUCAGAGGAAGAUCAACCUGCAGAGAUCACGUCUGGAAACUCACCUGAUUUCUGACUGCUGUCAGGAUCGAGGACUAACUUGUGGCACACACACACACACACACACACACACACCUGCCACUUCAUUCCUGGCAUUGUGAUAAGUGCAGAGUGAAGAACGAACCCUGCUCACCGAAGCUGCUGCAGCAGCAG
Messenger RNA from Larimichthys crocea (large yellow croaker), 896 nucleotides. RefSeq names its product GINS complex subunit 4 (Sld5 homolog) (gene gins4). The coding region runs from base 1 to 690 and encodes 229 amino acids. The record is from RefSeq and is a predicted model, not a curated record. The transcript has 8 exons. Gene Ontology annotation, biological process: double-strand break repair via break-induced replication; DNA-templated DNA replication. Lineage: Eukaryota; Metazoa; Chordata; Actinopteri; Sciaenidae. Gene Ontology annotation, cellular component: GINS complex.